GCCAUUACGUUGGGUUGAGCCGACAACAAACGCCGUGCGGGUUUUUUUUUCGCGAGCCCCGGACGGUCCCCGGCUCCAAGCUCCACCCUUCGCCGCUUCCUGCACCGUCAAUCAAAGCAACGAACAAAAAAAAUACCCCGAGCGACGCUCGCCCGGCGCCCCGAAAAGGCACCAUGCUAACCGUAUAGAUCCAGCCCGCCAAAGCCGCCGACAGACCGACCGACCGACCGCUCGCUAUGACUGCUCCGGAGAAGCCAGUGAAGCAGGAGGAAAUGGCUGCGCUGGACGUGGAUAAGCAGAGCGAGUAUCUCCAGCACAGGAGUACCGUGGCACAGAACAUUCAGCCGUCACCGCUUGCACUGCUGGCAGCUACGUGCAGCAAGAUCGGGUCGCCGCCAUCGGAGACCGCUGGAGCUACCACAACAGUUGGAGCCGGGCUGCCACUUGACUUGGCUUCUGCACAAUUAGCAGCGUCGAAUGGAUGGCAGCUAAUAACUUCAGCACCCACUGUAGUAACAAAAGAUACUGCAGGUAAUUUUGUGCAAAUUACUGGACAGGUUCCUGGAUCUCCUGUCACUGCUUCUGUACCAACGAGUGGACAGUAUGUUUUACAAGGUUUGCAGAACCAGCAAGUCUUUGCUGUCGCUCCAGGAUCAUCCACAGCUGCAACAGGUGUAGUGCCUAGUGUUCAGUAUCAAGUUAUUCCACAAAUUCAGACUGGAGAUGGGCAACACUUGCAACUGAGCUUAAGCUCAUCUAAUACGGAAGCAGCAUUGCAGCAAGAUGGUAAUGGCCAAAUUCAAAUUAUUCCUGGCACCAGCCAAGCAUUAAUUGGCGGUAAGACUCCUUCAGGCAAUAUUCUAACCACCCAAAAUCUUAUGUCGCCAACUGUUUCAGUUCAAAUACAGCAGAGUAAUGCACAUGUCCCGGUGCAUAUCCAAGGAGUUGCCUAUGGUGGUGGUACUUACCCUGGUCAAACACAGCUUCUCACUAAUGUUCCUGUUGGAUUAACGGGAAAUGUUGCUUUUGUGCCGAUUGGAAAUGUUGAUGUUGAUUCACAGGGAACACCUACUUCACAGUCCAUGACUCAGAGUAAUGCUACAGCAAUUACCACUUCAAGCCAGAUGAUACCUGUUUCAUCAGAAGCUAUAAAUACUAUAGAUACCUCAGCAAGGACAGAUGACCAGAGUAUUUCUGUAGCUGUGCAGAAUUCAGCUAAUAGUGACUCUAACACUAAUAUAGCUUCGUUUGUGCCAACGACCUCAGUGGGUCAUAUGGUUGUUUCAGAUGAUCAUAUUGAUACUGCACAACAAACCUCCGGUAGUAAUUCUACUGCAACAUCUGACCAGAUACAGGCAACAACUGAUCUUCAUGUGAACCAGCCUACUGUUGAUCAAACACAGUUACAAGAUAUACAAGGUUCGGCCUCACAAUCAGCUGACCAUCAAAUUCAAUUUCAGUCACAUCAACAAUAUGCUGUCCAGCCACAGCUUGUUCAGAGUAUUCCGCAGCAGGCAAUACAGACAAUUGCAGGACAAACCAUUACUGCACAAGCUGUUCCUCAGCAAGCCUUGCAGAAUCUUCAACUACAAGUAGUCCAAAAUGCAGGCUCCCUGUUAUUACGAGCCCCAACGUUAACUCCAUCUGGAGAAAUUGCCUGGCAAACCUUUCAGGUGCAGAACAUCCAGAACUUGCAAAAUGUGCAAAUUCAGAAUGCACCAACCCAGCAGAUAACUCUUACUCCAGUGCAUACUGUUACGUUGGGCCAAGUAGCAUCCAGUGGAGCAUUGACUCCAAUUGCACCAGCUCCAUUAACAGUUAGUAGCCCACAAUUACAGACAGCAACUGUGAAUUCAUUCGCUUCUUCAGGCAUUCAAUUACAAGGUACACAUAAUUCAAAUAUUCAAAUAAAAGAAGAAGAAGAUGACUCCGAAUCCUGGCAACUAGCAUCACAGCCUUCUACGGUGACUAAUGUGGGAAAUGCAUCAGUCCUUGGUUCUGGUGAGUUAGCACAAGUAUCUGUGAACCUGGAUGAGGAUGCAAAUGACCAGCAGUAUCAACCAGGAAAACGACUCCGCCGAGUUGCAUGUACCUGUCCUAAUUGUAAGGACGUCUUGGGAAGAUCCUCCAGUAACUUGGGCAAGAAGAAGCAGCAUAUAUGCCAUUUUCCAGGUUGUGGAAAGACCUAUGGAAAAACAUCCCACCUUAGAGCUCAUCUUCGCUGGCACACAGGAGAACGACCCUUUGUGUGUAACUGGGUGUUUUGUGGAAAACGGUUCACUCGCAGUGAUGAGCUACAGCGUCACAGAAAAACACACACAGGUGAGAAAAAAUUUGUCUGCCCAGAAUGCUCCAAGCGCUUUAUAAGAAGUGACCAUCUUUCAAAGCACAUUAAAACACAUCAGAACAAGAGGGGCAACCUUUCCAGCCAUAACAGUGCAGCUAUAUCAUCAAUGGAAGUGACAUCUGCCUCAGAUGUUGGUAUCCUUGCAACAGGAGGAACUAUUAUGUCACCUGUAAUAGCAAACAUUCAGCAGGGUCAUAUGGAAGGGAUUGGAACUGAUCAUUCUGAUGGUGCAAGUACUGAAGAAAUGUUGCAUAAUACCGAUAUACAGUUAGUCACAAUUGGUGGGGAUGACUGUAUGGACUAAAAUUUAUAGAGAAACGAUGUGUUAGUGAUUUUAUAAAAGAGCAAAUGGCUAGUAAAUUUUAUGCUUUUUCUGCAGUCUUUUUAUCAGUGUGAUAAAAUUUCAUCUAUUAUGGAAAAGUGACAUGUCACUAAAAUGCCUUAUUUUCUAUGUAUUUGUAAUACAGUAUUCAUAACUAUUGAACACUGGCAAUGUUGCAUGUACAUUUUGCAGAUGCUCACCACAUGUAGCAAUUUUCAAAUAUAGCACUCAUAAUAGAUUAUAAACACAGGAAAAUAGCUAUGCAAGACUGAUGGGGGAUUCUUGAAAAUUAAGAUUUGGGGUUGAUGCAGUCCAGAAUGGGAAAGUUAAUGGUAUGUACAUCUUGAACACAAUUUAUUGUGAUAUAUCUGUUUUCUAUUAAAUUUCGUAGCAAUUUUCUAAUUCGCGCAUUGCAUUUUCUGAUAUAAUAAGCAUAUUUCAAACAUAAAAGGGUCACUGAUGGUCUCAUUCUAUAAGGUGAUUAGUAAACUAGCUGUUUGUCAGUUCAGUGUCAAAGUACGCAUUUCCGUGUGUUACUAAGCUCUUUAUAAAAGAGGAAUAUUGUAAAAAUGGGAACUGAAGUCUUAAUCUAUUUUUUCAAUUUAUUAAAAGCCAUUUUUUGCUAAUGUUAAGGAUCAUCUGCCAAAUAACUGUUGAUUAUAUUUAACCUUGAAGUUACAAAGUGGCUACUAAAUGAAGCUCCUUUGACACUUUGCAGAUCCUUAUGCAUCUACCCUUUGUAAUUUUCUAUAUUCAAGUUUUUACCUUAACUAUUUGUUGCGCAUAUAUAUAAAUAUAUAUAUUCAGUUUGUAUUUUUAUUAUGUAUUUGUUAAGGCUACAGAGGUAUUGCUUAACUAUUUAAUCUUGAUCAUCAUUUCCGCACCAUAGAAAUGGGGAUAAAGAUGCUUCCAUUUGACAUUUAUUUCUUUCCAAACCGCUGAUGUGCAGUGCUAUUAAAAAUUGCAGCAUUUUUCCCCAGGAUAUACUAGCAACAUCUUGUGCCAGUUUUUAAAGUACUGAAUCACCUCAUAGUUUGUACCCUUUUGAAAUUUAUUUUUAACUGUCUUGUCCUUUUUGUAAUGAAAUCAAUUGUGCAGAAUAAACAUUCAGAUUGCAAUAUAAACCGGCUUUGAUGAACCAAAUUGUGGUUUCAUUACUUUUAUUUUGGUUCUUAGCGCUUGAACCACUACUAUGAAGGGAUUAUCAGUGUCACAUGAUUUAACAUUAUUCUUUAGGUAAAAUAGUAUUGUGUGCAUAAAAACACAACUAUACGAUGAAAUGUUUAUAUGAUGAGUCUAUUGAUCAUUGUUUCCAUUUUUAAUCCAGUUACUCUUUAGUAUGUGUGAUAUGAUUAUCCAGAACUCUCUCCAAAAAGAUAUACAUUGUACCUCGGCAUAGGACUUGAGACCUCCUGAGGAUUUUCCCACAAUGAGAAUUGCAGUUUAUGUAAUUCCUUCCUUAAAGUUUUUUUUUGCUCAUCACAAAAAUGUUAAGUUGUAUUGGAAAUAUGGCCCUGAAACUAAGAUGUGUUAUAUGUGCAAGUGCCAACAGCUGAGGUAAAGUGUGUUCAUGUGAAAAUAAUGGAUAGUGCCGUUCUGUAGUAAUUGCUUUUUAAAAAAAAACAACUUUUUGUUAAUGUUUUAAAAGGGUUGAGCAACUUUCUUUGCAUUUGGAGCUAAUUUAGAUCAUUCUUCCUACCUCUUCCACCUUUCCCUUUCCCUCCCAAAAAAGUUAGGUGUUCUUUGAAACAAUGAUGAAACUUGAUUUUAAAAUUCAAUAAAAAUAUAUACAUACCGUGUGGAAAUUGUGUCUAGGGUUACAUGUUCCUUCCAAAUGUAUAAAUAUAAAUUAAAAUGCUAAUAAAGUAAGAUUAUACUAUC
Molecule: messenger RNA, 4550 nt
Organism: Pristis pectinata (smalltooth sawfish)
Lineage: Eukaryota; Metazoa; Chordata; Chondrichthyes; Rhinopristiformes; Pristidae
Product: transcription factor Sp3-like
Exons: 7
Coding region: 237-2651 (804 amino acids)
Biological process (GO): regulation of transcription by RNA polymerase II
Molecular function (GO): RNA polymerase II cis-regulatory region sequence-specific DNA binding; DNA-binding transcription factor activity, RNA polymerase II-specific
Source: RefSeq, a predicted model, not a curated record